Trifolium pratense (red clover) is the source of this 790-nucleotide messenger RNA. RefSeq names its product thioredoxin-like protein CXXS1. The transcript is spliced from 3 exons. NCBI's taxonomy places the organism in Eukaryota, Viridiplantae, Streptophyta, Magnoliopsida, Fabales, Fabaceae. Bases 147 to 521 code for a protein of 124 amino acids. The record is from RefSeq and is a predicted model, not a curated record.
ACUUAUCCAUUGGGAAAAACUUAUUUAGUAAUAAUAUCCAUUAUUUGUUUAAGACUGUCUUCAGCUGCAGAUACUAAGAAAAAUCUUUUUUGUUUUUUGGUUUUUCUCUCUCUCAGAUAUUUCAAUUCAUCAAGUGUAAGUUGAAAAUGGAUACCAUAGAUCAAAACAAGCCCAAGGUGGUGGUGAUUGAUUCUUUGCAAUCAUGGGAAUUCUAUGUAAACCAAGCUUCUACUCAGAAUUCACCUAUUGUUGUUCACUUUACUGCUUCAUGGUGCAUGCCAUCAGUGGCUAUGAUUCCAUAUUUUGAAGAAUUUGCAUCAGAUUAUCCAGAUUUUCUGUUUCUCUCUGUUGAUGUUGAUGAAGUCAAGGAGGUGGCAACCAAGAAUGAUAUAAAGGCAAUGCCAACAUUUUUGUUGCUAAAGGAUGGUGCUCCAUUGGAGAAGAUAGUUGGUGCUAAUCCAGAAGAGAUUAAGAAAAGGAUAGAUGGGUUCGUUCAGUCCACUCGCGCAUCAAUUGCCUAGUACAAACAUCUGUAUGAUAUUUUCCUCUCUUUGCAAAUUGUAAGAAGUGUGUUUGUGGUCCUCAACUAUAGAAUCUUGAUCAAAUAUUUUUCAUUUGUGAUGUUUUAUGUCAAUUCUUCAAGUGUAAUUUUCAAGUUCCAUUAGCUCAAUGCUUAAGUUAAUGGUUACUACUCUCAACAGUUUUUAUGUCAGCAAAAAAUUGUACAUUUUUUAGUUAACAAUGUUGUGGAUUUAUAUUACUCUAUUGUAAGUCAUGUUUAUUGGCCACA